Molecule: messenger RNA, 1362 nt
Organism: Mesorhabditis belari
Lineage: Eukaryota; Metazoa; Nematoda; Chromadorea; Rhabditida; Rhabditidae
Source: the annotation of a GenBank genome assembly
AUGAGCGCCACCGCUGCGUCGGUGAAAAAUCGGUUGCCCCUCGUCGCACACGAGCCACAAGGCCAAGACUGUUUUGGGGAUGACCGGGAGUCGAUGAACGAUUUCGCGAAAUAUUUCAACAACUCUCAUCUCGCUGAUGUGAGCAUAUUGUGUGGAGAGGAGAGCUACCCGGCUCACCGUCUUGUCUUGGCCCGAGGGAGUGACGUCUUCGAUCGAAUGCUUACCGACGAGUGGGACGGAACGAAAAAGAUAGUUCAACUGAUCGAGGAGCCACAAUGUGUGAAAGUUUUCGCGGCUUUUCUUCGCUUUUUAUAUUGCAAUCACGUGCUGCUACACCCGGACAACACGCUGCCGAUUUUGAUUCUCGCUGAUAAAUACAAUGUUCCUUCGCUGAAAAAGGUUUGCCAAGAUUACGCCGUGAACAAAAUCCUGCCGAAUCUCAGUCUCAAAGAGAUCUACACCGAGUGGUUCAGCUAUGCGACAAGAGCUUUUCAUCCGCCACUGAUUCGCGCUUGUAUCUCAGCGAUUGGGAAAGAGUUCGAGACGGUGAUCAGUGACGAUUGGGCCGAGGAAUGGGAAAGCGCCGAUGUUGAGCAAGUCGACGAGAUCCUUCGGCACAAUUCGCUCGUCGUAAAUAACGAGUUCCAAGUUUGGUCAGCGGUGCUGCGGUGGUUGAACGCGCCGAGUCAUCCACAACGACGAGAGCCAGCUCAAGCGACGAAACUCUUGUCCACCCUAUUGCCCCUAAUACGUUUUCCAUUCAUGUCCGGUGAGGAGUUGGUCGACGUCGAAAUGGCGAAUAUUCCUGAAACGGCGAAAGCUGUCCUCAUGCCGCAUGUCUAUCAAGCGUACAAAUAUCAAACAUUGCCACUUUCGAGACGAGUCGGAGCUAUAGAAUUCACGGGUUGCCAAUUUCUCCUUCGUUGCUACUCGGAGGUUCGAUGGAGUGCUCGGUUGAUUCUCUCGAGAAGUGAUCUCGAGAGGAAACCACAGGGAAGUCAACCGGAAAUCAUCAGUACUUCGUUCUUCACGCGAGCUUCUGCGAUUCAAUGCGAGGGAUGGAGAUGGUCAUUAAAGAUCGUUGGCUCAGCCUACAGCGGUGAUGAGACAAAAAGGGUGAUUCUUGUAGCAGAAGAUAUCGAUCAAUCGAGAGUUGUCGACUAUCUCUUCGCGAUUUGCGACGAGACGAAAGUGUUGAGAUCGGUGUCUGGGAGGAAGAAUUUCUCGAAAACGAGGGACUCGGUCGAGUUGGCUUUGAAACACAAAGACGGGGAUUUACCGUUUCACGAGGUGAUUCGCGAGUCAUCUCUCUUUGUGAAUGGACGUGAAUUGCAUGUGCAACUCAUGUUGAAACCGGCUGAU